Messenger RNA from Cephus cinctus (wheat stem sawfly), 2488 nucleotides. RefSeq names its product dihydrolipoyllysine-residue acetyltransferase component of pyruvate dehydrogenase complex, mitochondrial (gene muc). The record is from RefSeq and is a predicted model, not a curated record. Gene Ontology annotation, biological process: pyruvate decarboxylation to acetyl-CoA. Gene Ontology annotation, molecular function: dihydrolipoyllysine-residue acetyltransferase activity. Gene Ontology annotation, cellular component: pyruvate dehydrogenase complex. NCBI's taxonomy places the organism in Eukaryota, Metazoa, Arthropoda, Insecta, Hymenoptera, Cephidae.
UUGUGCGUCUCCCCACUCAUCUCUGCCACGUGACCUUGUAAACGACCUCUAGUUUGCCAUUGCCCAUUGGCCUUCCGUCAUUGACUUGGUUUGGCAGGGAAGCCGUUUGAGCUCGAAGAAAUCGUAUUGCCACACACAAAUUUUUAUUUAAAACGUGAUGUUGCGCACCACGACAAGUCUCCGAAAUGAACUUCAAAAGGCAACAUUUCGAAUUAGCGCACGGGCUAACUUUGUCAGGUUUUUUGGAUCCCGUUGUCUUGUUCAUAGAAAACAUCUGCAAAGAUUUCAGGUACUUAAUGUACCAAGAUUAGCUUCACCAUCAUGGAUCCAACAGAGGUUCUUUUCAGACUUGCCAGACCAUGUCAAAGUGACACUGCCAGCAUUAUCUCCAACUAUGGAAAAUGGCACGAUUGUCAGUUGGCAUAAAAAAGAAGGAGAAAAACUUAAUGAAGGUGAUCUUCUGGCUGAAAUUGAAACAGACAAAGCCACAAUGGGCUUUGAAACUCCAGAAGAAGGCUAUCUAGCAAAAAUUUUAGUACCUGCUGGAACAAAAAACGUAGCCAUUGGAAAACCUGUCUGCAUAAUUGUUUCUGAUGAAGCAAGUGUAGCCGCAUUCAAAGAUUUUAAGGUUGACGAUACUUCAACUGCAACAUCUGCCCCGGCUCCACCUAUGCCCACUUCUAAAGUUGCAUUUUCACCUACACCCGUAACUACAACAGCAGUGGCACAGGCACCAAUAUCUGUUUCUUCAAUGUCUGCAGUUUCUGGAGACCGAAUCUAUGCUAGCCCACUUGCAAGGCGACUUGCAGCAGAACAAGGACUGACUCUUGAGGGCUUGAAGGGUACUGGACUGUUUGGGUCAAUAACUUCAAAAAAUUUGGAAGGUGCAUCACUUGCUCAGUCGGUUUUGGGAGCAACAAAUAUUGCAGGUGGUCAGGAUAUUGCGGUAUCAAAUAUUCGCGGUGUCAUAGCUAAAAGGUUACUAGAAAGUAAACAAACCAUUCCCCAUUAUUAUUUAACUGUCGAAGUCAAAAUGGAUGCUGCUUUAGCCAUGCGGGAACAAUUUAACAAGAUUAUGGAAAAGGAGAAGGUGAAACUGAGUGUCAAUGACGUCAUCAUCAAAGCAAUUGCCAUGGCGUGCAAGAAAGUGCCUGAAGGAAAUAGUGCGUGGCUUGGAAACGUCAUCCGACAAUACGAGAACGUAGAUGUUAGUGUAGCUGUGAGCACUGACGGCGGAUUAAUUACGCCAAUCGUCUUUAGUGCGGACAAUAAAGGCAUUGCGCAGAUAAGCAAAGAUGUAAAAACUCUCGCUGCCAAAGCCCGCGAGGGUAAAUUGCAACCGCACGAAUUUCAAGGUGGCACAAUCACUGUAUCGAAUUUGGGAAUGUUUGGUAUCAAAAAUUUCUCUGCUAUUAUCAAUCCACCGCAGUCUAUCAUUCUGGCAGUUGGCACUACCGAAUCGAGGCUCGUACCUGCUAAUAACGAAAAAGGGUUCUUAAUCGCUUCGUAUAUGUCUGUAACCGCAAGUUGCGAUCAUCGUACGGUGGACGGAGCUGUGGGUGCUCAAUGGCUGGCAGCCUUCAAAUCGCUUCUGGAAAAUCCAACGACAAUGCUCCUUUAGUAAGUCUGAGAACAAAUCCGUACCUAAUACAGAAGCGUCUGAACUGUUUAGUACGGACUGACGUUAGUACAUAUGUCAGUAAUGAUAGAUUAUUUUAUUAGUGGUCACAUUUUACUAUUGUCAUUGAAGUGACACGAAUUUGACGAACCGAAGUUUAUCAACUAUUCCGAAACUGUUUUAAUUAUUUUAAUUAUUUCUGCUCCGACAAAUCAUAACAUAUUUACAUAUAAACUGCAGUACCUUCUGAUUAUUCAUUUAUCAAUGUGCUAUAUUACUUGUGUUGACUGACACUAACAUGAGUAUACUUUAGGAAACUCCAAAUAGUACAUGAUAUCUUGUUAAUAAGAAAGAAAAAAAAAGAUGGCCAAGGCCAGAAAGGAUUAGUUAUGCGUAGAAUAUGUACGAUUAUUGAAUGUGUUAAACAAUUUGUAAGAUAGUCCUCGUAAUUUGUCAAGUACAAAUCGAACGAAUCUUUUCGUGUUUUAGGCGCAAAGCUCUAAUACUUUUAUUUCCACAAUCCGAUUUAAAAUAGAUCCGAAAGGAUAUUGAACUAGUCUGGAACAGUUGAAUGGACCUACAAAAGUUUGUACUGCUUUCUUAUAAAUCCGAAAGGUUCAAACAUUCAUGAGCGGGCCCGCGCGAACGCACAACUGUUCGACAUCUUGGACAUACAUAUAUAAUAUUUGUGUAAAAGCACACCCCUCUUGGAAUACAUGGAUUAAACUUCCGCUAAUCAAAUAGUCUUAGAAGUCUAAUCGGAUAAGAAUUGUGUGGAGAAAAAUGUGUACAGAAAAAAAUGAUAUAUAUAUAUAUAUAUAUAUAUAUAUGUUGAUCUAAGUAUUUAAUAAAUUAUAUCUUAUGAUACAA